AUGACUCCAAUGUCUUCGUCCUCGCUGCGCAUGACGCCGCUCUCUCGUGUCCCCUACACCAUCCCGAAGCGCGUGCGCUCGAUUACGGCGAGUGGCCCGCACACUGCGCACAAGAACAUGCCCUUCUCUUACAGCAACCGAACGGCCUUCCGGUCCAAGUACAUCGCGUUCGUCUCCACGGGCUUCCUCCUGCCUUUUAUCGCUGGGUACUGGCAAUUGUGGAAAUCCAGCCGCGCGACAUGA
Sparassis crispa is the source of this 243-nucleotide messenger RNA. RefSeq lists its product as hypothetical. Bases 1 to 243 code for a protein of 80 amino acids. The record is from RefSeq and is a predicted model, not a curated record. The transcript is spliced from 3 exons. Lineage: Eukaryota; Fungi; Basidiomycota; Agaricomycetes; Polyporales; Sparassidaceae. Gene Ontology annotation, biological process: mitochondrial electron transport, cytochrome c to oxygen.